Messenger RNA from Opisthorchis viverrini, 603 nucleotides. RefSeq lists its product as hypothetical. NCBI's taxonomy places the organism in Eukaryota, Metazoa, Platyhelminthes, Trematoda, Opisthorchiida, Opisthorchiidae. The record is from RefSeq and is a predicted model, not a curated record. Bases 1 to 603 code for a protein of 200 amino acids. The transcript has 3 exons.
AUGUCCUUUCGGGGAGUUGGAUCGCGAAAAUCUGGUAUAUGUCACGAAGAGACUGGACCUUACCGUGGUGUGACGGUUUGCGCACCUCAGCGAUCCAUUGAGCUAUACUGGAGAGUGUCUCGCGACAAUCACAGAGUCUCUCACACCAGGUUGGGCAGGGGGUGGUUUGUGCUAAGUCACCGGGCGGAAGUAUCCUUACUUGACUGGAUACCUGUUGAUAGUCGCCUCUGUGCGGUUCGUCUGGCAACCUCUGUGAAGGAGUCUCACAAGCGGCAAGUUGAUAGAUGUCUGUUUAUCGUAACGAAAUCUUCAAUAAAGACUCCAAAAUUUCGUCACCUUGUCAACAAUGAUGACAGUGUAAAAAUGCGAGUUUUGGACUCCGAAACUGAAUCUGUUGUCCCAGUGUUCAAAUAUGUCAGUGUCGACUAUCCUUCACAAGUUCAUCACCUGCCAAUUUUGUUUCACCUGGAGCAUUCGGUCCCUAUAUCCACAUACAUCGGGGUGUGUAUGGUGAGCUCUCCAAAAGCUUCGCUAAAAGAAAUGGUGUCCGGAAAGGAUGUCCACUGUCUCCAUUCUCAUCCAACUUCGUCUUUGAUGAAAUAA